Diversispora eburnea is the source of this 642-nucleotide messenger RNA. The record is from the annotation of a GenBank genome assembly. NCBI's taxonomy places the organism in Eukaryota, Fungi, Glomeromycota, Glomeromycetes, Diversisporales, Diversisporaceae.
AUGUUUCCAAGCGAGUCUACAUAUACCAAACUUAAUCAAGAACACUCAGACCAUUCGAUAGAUGAAGAUAUUAUAUCUAUCGGAUCGGUUGAGGAGUUUCUAGAGUCAAUAGAAUUACAAACUUCUCAAUUCUUAAAAAAUAAACCAGACGACGAAAAUACUUCUUUAACUUCGCCGAGGGGACAAAAUACGUUAAGUCCUCCUACCCAUACCUCCCUAUUAAAUAUGCCUCACGUAAAAAGUCCUUCUCAGGCUUCUAAGUACAAAAUAGAGGUCCCUAUAGAGCUCAAUUCGCCGCAACCAGCGAGUAUAUACUUAGAAACUCCGCCACCUAUACCGCAACAACAGGCUAACAAUACUCUCAGGGAAGGAUUGCUUCCCAGUAAUCCAUCGUCUAUAUUGGAUCAUUAUCCCAAAAGUUCAAUAUUUUCCACGAUCAAAGACUGUGCUGGAUUAAUUAUCUUUACUAUAUUCUUUUCUACAAUCGCUGGAAUCUUAUGGAUUGCAUCACUUCGACUAUUUGUUAAGAUUAUAAUAUAUGGUAUCACCAUUGGUGUCCCACUUUGUUGUACCACCUUGUUUGUUUGGGCGUUAAAUCAAUCACUUACGCGCGAAUCGAAAGUUGCGCAGGAUUAUUGGUAA